Messenger RNA from Camelina sativa (false flax), 1259 nucleotides. RefSeq lists its product as uncharacterized. Gene Ontology annotation, molecular function: protein binding; transcription coregulator activity. The record is from RefSeq and is a predicted model, not a curated record. Gene Ontology annotation, cellular component: histone deacetylase complex. Gene Ontology annotation, biological process: regulation of DNA-templated transcription. Lineage: Eukaryota; Viridiplantae; Streptophyta; Magnoliopsida; Brassicales; Brassicaceae.
CUCCUCUUCUCUUCUCUUUACUCUGCUUCUCUCUCUUGCUUCUCUGCUUGUGGGACAAACCCUAAUUAUUUUUACUUCUCUCUCCACUUCCCGCUCAAUCAUCUUAAUCUUUCCCUCGCUCUCUCUUAGCAAUGCAUGAUCUUCGAUCUCAUAGCUGUGUUUUGAGCUGAAAAACUCGAGGUGGGUCUGUUACUCUGUUUGAUAUGAGUUUCUAAAUCGGAUCAGACUGAAGAAGAAGAAUGCUGGAAGCUGUAGAUAGCUCAGGGGUCGUUAAUGGAGGAUUCCCGCAGAUUCAGAGCUUUUACGGCGAUUGCAGUAGCGAGGAAGAGUUAUCGGUAUUGCCACGUCAUACGAAAGUGGUGGUCACCGGAAACAACCGUACGAAAUCGGUGCUUGUUGGUCUUCAAGGUGUUGUUAAAAAAGCUGUCGGUCUCGGUGGUUGGCAUUGGCUGGUUCUGACAAAUGGUAUAGAAGUAAAGUUGCAGAGGAAUGCGCUUAGUGUCCUUGAACAUCCAACUGGAUUAGAAGAAGACGACGAUCUUGAUUUCGAAAGCACACAAAGGAAUGGCUCUGAUAUGAUUGUUUCUUUUCCAGCAUCUGAAGACACACUGAAGCCUCAUAAGUCUAAGCAAAGAGGGCAGAGAUCGCGGUCAUCUCACAAGACUUUGAGCAGGUCUCUAUCAUCUGACUCACAAUCUAAAAGUUCGGGUUUUACUCCUCCUGAAAACAUGAAGGUUGAUCUUAGCAAACUGGAAAUGCCUGCUUUACUGAAAUAUUGGCAACAUUUUAACCUUGUGGAUGCAAUUCCUAAUCCUUCAAAAGAGCAACUAAUUGACAUUGUUCAGAGGCACUUCAUGUCUCAGCAAAUGGAUGAGCUUCAGGUUAUUAUGGGGUUUGUCCAAGCUGCAAAGAGAAUGAAGAAGGCUUGCAAGUUGCAAUCAAAAGAAGCCAGAAACACUGAUCUUAACUGCAUCAGCUAAGAAAAGCCCUGACUUUUUGACAAAUCAUGUAUGUAUGGUACACCGACUUGUUUAACCAUUUGUGGCUUGGUAAGUUUUAGUUCUUGUAGAGAUGUCUGGCUUAAGGGUAGAUGUUGCUUCUGUUGUUCAGCCAUGUAAGUACCAUCAAGAAACCAAAAAUAACUCUCUAAAGCUCCCAAUUGGAAACUAUCUGUUCUGAUAGGAUCCCGAAAGAUUGGUAUGUUAGAAUGUAAAUAGACUUAUCUCACUUUCUUCCCUAUCUUUUUUUCUUCAUCUCAA